AUGCACGACCUCGAGCGCACCCUCUCGCACGGCGUCGUCCAGCACGACCUCCCGACCGCCGAGGAGCCGACCUUCCCCCAGCUCACCCAGGCCGGCUCCCACACCGACGCCUACCUCGAGACGUCCCCUUCCGGCCUCGUCCUCGCCCGUGAGGCAGAAGCGCCCGUCGCCUCGCACCGCCACGGCUCGCAGUCGACGCUCGUCUCGGCUCGUCAGCAUCACGGCGUCGCCGCUGACGUCGAGAAGGGCGCCGCCGCACACGGCGACGACGCCAAGCUCGUCACGUGGAAGGUCGACGACCUGGAGAACCCGCGCAACUUUUCGACGGCCAAGAAGUGGGUCCAGACGCUGUUACCGACCCUCCUGUGCUUCAUGGCCGGCCUGUCGUCGUCGUUGAUCACGGGCGGUCUACCCGAGAUGGCUGAGCACUACAAUGUGUCGGAGGAGGUCAUCACCCUCACCGUCUGCGUCUUUGUCGUCGGCUUCGGGCUCGGGCCUCUGCUCCUGUCGCCUCUAUCUGAGAUGUACGGCCGCCGCAUCGUGUACAUCGUCUCGGUCUUUCUCUACUUCAUCUGGACCCUGCCCGGGUGCAUCACGGACAGCGUCGCCGUCCUCGUCAUCUUCCGCUUCCUCGCCGGUUGCUCAAUUUCCGGCGUCAUGUGCAACGCGGCAGGGUCCAUCGGCGACGUAUGGCACGUCAACGAGCGGGGCUUCCCGAUGGCACUGUUCAGCGGCAUCUUGUUCAUCUCUCCUUGUCUCGGUCCUCUGCUCGGCGGGUACAUCACGAUCCGUGCGAGUUGGCGGUGGAUGUGGUGGGUGCUCUUCAUCUUUGGCGGCGUCGUGUGGGUCUUCACGUCGCUCACCCUCGUCGAGACGUAUGCCCCGACGCUCCUCAAGUGGCGUGCGCAGAAGUUGCGCAAGGAGACGGGCGACCCGACGAUCGUGACGGAGCAAGAGCGUCAAGGACGACCGCUCGCCGAGAUUGCGCACGAGACGCUCCUGCGUCCGCUCGUCAUGCUCGCGACCGAGCCCGUCAUGAUGUGCAUGUCGGGCUACCUGUGCCUCGUCUAUGGCCUCCUCUACGCCUUCUUCUUCGCGUACCCGAUCGUCUUCAUGGGCCAUGGAUUCGACGCCGGCCAAGUCGGACUGUGCUUCCUGUCGAUCCUCAUCGGCAUCGCCCUCACGUCGGUCACGGCCAUUCCGCUCCAGGAGCGCUACUACCAGCGCCAGGUCGUCAAGCACCAGGGUCACCCGCCGCCCGAGGCGCGCCUGCCGCUCAUGAUGGCGUGCGCCGUCGUCCUGCCCGUCUCGCUCUUCAUCUUUGCGGCGACGAGCAUCCCGUCGGUGCACUGGGCCGGCCCGCUCGUGUCGGGCAUCCCGUUCGGGUUCGCCCUCGUCGGCAUCUACACCGCCGCAAACACCUACAUCGCGGUGACGUUCUCAGACUACAGUGCGUCGGCGAUGGCGGCCAAGACGCUCGCGAGGUCCAUGUGCGGCGCCGGCGUCACCAUGUUCAUCGUCCCGAUGUACAAGUCGAUCGGCAACUUGUGGGCGGGCAUGACGUGGGCCUUCAUCAGCCUCGCGAUGACUCCCAUCCCGUUCGUCUUCUUCUUCUACGGCGCCCAGAUCCGCGGCCGUAGCGCCAUGGCGUCGGCGUCGUGA
Molecule: messenger RNA, 1662 nt
Organism: Rhodotorula graminis WP1
Lineage: Eukaryota; Fungi; Basidiomycota; Microbotryomycetes; Sporidiobolales; Sporidiobolaceae
Exons: 10
Coding region: 1-1662 (553 amino acids)
Biological process (GO): transmembrane transport
Cellular component (GO): membrane
Molecular function (GO): transmembrane transporter activity
Source: RefSeq, a predicted model, not a curated record